Messenger RNA from Pyrenophora tritici-repentis Pt-1C-BFP, 670 nucleotides. Its product is annotated as HHT1, Histones H3 and H4. NCBI's taxonomy places the organism in Eukaryota, Fungi, Ascomycota, Dothideomycetes, Pleosporales, Pleosporaceae. The record is from RefSeq and is a predicted model, not a curated record. Gene Ontology annotation, cellular component: nucleosome. Gene Ontology annotation, molecular function: protein heterodimerization activity; structural constituent of chromatin; DNA binding.
AGCUACCUAACUCUUUCAGCCUACUACUUUCUUAAUUGUCGACCACAUUUAUCACAGUAAUUAAUCACAUACGUCGCCUACGUUCAUCAUCUACUCUACUACGCAAUGGCAAGGACAAAACCACGGCCUAAGGUCACCGGUAAAGCCGGCCGGGGUGGUCCUGAUGGCAAGACAGUUACUGGCGGCAAGCCGGCUCAGAAGGCCCUUGCUAGUAAGGCUAGACGUCAAGUAGCAGGAAAGUCUACGCGAAAGGCACCUGUAGCUGUUAAGAAGAAGCGCAAGUUUAAGGCCGGCACUGUCGCAUUACGGGAAAUCAAGAGAUACCAGAGAGGUUUUGAACUACUCUUGCGAAAACUCCCCUUUUCCCGCGUAGUGCGCGAAUUUGCACAGGUGCACAAGGCCGAUAUCCGCUUUCAACGAUCUGCAAUCGAAGCUCUUCAGGAAGCUACAGAAGCUUUCUUAGUUGGUUAUUUUGAGGACUGCAACAUCAAUGCUAUUCACGCAAAGAGGGUUACUAUUCAAGAGAAGGAUUCUCAAUUGGCUAGGCGCUACUUUGCGCGCGAGUUACUAGCUUUUCUCUAGAUUAUAAGAUAUAUCUAGAUACACGUGCUUAAAUGCUAGCUGGCGAAGCCUCUGUAUAUUAUAAAUGAAACUAGUUAAUGCUACACUG